AUUAGAGCCGCGCUACAGACUAUCAGUCAAGCGUCCAUUGAGUCGCUCGUACCACACAUCUUGGAGCUAUGCGAAGCUAAUGCUGCUAUUGCAAAGGCUAUCUCAUCUCUUAGUCAAAAUUUUUGCGGGCAACUCGAAACUCCAGCUAACGAGUUAGCAACGCCAGGAAACACUGACCUUACAAGUUCUCAGGCUCAGGCUCAGCCUCCAGCCAUCUUGAGAGACAAUACUUGGCAGGAUAAGUCACAGGGAAUGCUGCAGCAGUACAGGUCUCGCCGUGGCCGACCAGAAAAUGCAAUUGUGAGGCUUGCACAGUACUGGAUUCAGAGAAGACUGGCAGGAACUUGUGUGUUGAAUGUC
This is a messenger RNA of Bipolaris maydis ATCC 48331, 360 nucleotides long. The record is from RefSeq and is a predicted model, not a curated record. Lineage: Eukaryota; Fungi; Ascomycota; Dothideomycetes; Pleosporales; Pleosporaceae.